Messenger RNA from Nicotiana tabacum (common tobacco), 1428 nucleotides. RefSeq names its product gamma carbonic anhydrase 1, mitochondrial. NCBI's taxonomy places the organism in Eukaryota, Viridiplantae, Streptophyta, Magnoliopsida, Solanales, Solanaceae. The record is from RefSeq and is a predicted model, not a curated record.
AUUUCCUUAUCAAGUGUUCAGCUAAAUUAAACUGAAGACUUCCUCAAUCUCCUCCUUUUUACAAAAACUCAUUUUCAGGUCGAAAAUCAGAAGAAGGUAGGCAAAUGGGUACGCUGGGGAAAGCAAUCUACACAGUCGGGUUCUGGAUCAGGGAAACGGGUCAAGCCAUGGAUCGUUUGGGCUGCCGCCUCCAAGGCAACUAUUACUUCCAUGAACACCUGUCAAGGCAUAGAACUCUUAUGAACUUGUUUGACAAAGUACCUAUGGUUGCUAAAGAUGCAUUUGUGGCCCCAAGUGCUUCUUUAAUUGGUGAUGUUCAUGUUGGACGUAAUGCUUCUAUUUGGUAUGGAUGUGUUCUGCGAGGUGAUGUGAACAGUAUUAGUAUAGGAGCAGGAACCAAUAUCCAGGACAAUUCUCUUGUUCAUGUAGCUAAAUCAAAUCUAAGUGGAAAGGUUUUGCCAACAAUUAUUGGCAACAAUGUUACUGUAGGUCAUAGUGCUGUCUUGCAUGGAUGUACUGUUGAAGAUGAGGCAUUUGUUGGUAUGGGUGCAACUCUGCUUGAUGGGGCAGUUGUGGAGAAAAAUGCUAUGGUCGCUGCUGGUGCCCUUGUCAGGCAGAAUACGAGGAUUCCUUCUGGAGAGGUAUGGGGAGGAAAUCCAGCCAGGUUCCUGAGAAAGCUCACAGAAGAAGAAAUAGCUUUUAUCUCGCAGUCUGCUGCCAACUACACUAAUUUAGCGCAGGUUCACGCUGCUGAAAAUGCAAAAAGCUUUGAUGCGAUUGAAUUUGAGAAGGUGUUGCGGAAGAAGUUUGCUCGCAAAGACGAGGAGUAUGACUCUAUGUUGGGUGUUGAUCGUCAAACACCUCCAGAGCUUAUCCUGCCUGAUAAUAUCCAGGCACCAAAGGCCUCUUAACUGUGGUUCUAAGUUGAUUAUCCUUGGGUUUUUGUGGUGUUAGCCUAUUUCUUUUUCUUUGGGCUGAUUAAACAAGAAAACACCAACGUUUCAUCUUAAAUAAUUAAAACCAGGCUGAAACAUCAAAAGAUUUAAUCCUGGUUUGCCGUUCUUGCUUUCCUGUGCCGAUUCCGUCUGGCUAAUCAGAGCUGACUGUUGAUGAGGAACCAAUGAUACGGUAAAAGCAUAAAGUUGUUUUCGGCAUUUAAAAUGUGUGUUUGGUAUGACCAAAGCUACUUUUCGUGGAAAUUGUUUAACAUAGAACUUAUUUUCCUACAAUAUGUUUUCUUAGUGCUCCAGGAACAAUGAGCGCUUCCUGCUCCAUUGUUUGGUUGCUGAGUGAAAAAUAGUGUUCUGAAAAAAUAUAUAUUAAGAUUAGUACCAAUAUUGGCAGAUCAGAUAGUCUCCAGAUGAAUUUGUUGAGUAUUACAUAUUGAUGUUGGUUGCUACAAGUUAUAUGAAAGUAAAAGUUUAGAUA